This is a messenger RNA of Oreochromis aureus, 1647 nucleotides long. Its product is annotated as deleted in malignant brain tumors 1 protein-like. The record is from RefSeq and is a predicted model, not a curated record. Gene Ontology annotation, cellular component: membrane. Lineage: Eukaryota; Metazoa; Chordata; Actinopteri; Cichliformes; Cichlidae. The transcript has 8 exons. The coding region runs from base 68 to 1519 and encodes 483 amino acids.
CAGAGACUAAACAAACACCAGAGUUGUUGACUCUUUUGAAAAAGCUCGAACACCUUCAUUCACCAGAAUGUGGGCUCAUCUCCCUUGGCUUGUUUUAGGGUCGCUGAUGAGGAUAAAGAUAUCCCAGCUAUCACAGGUUUCUGUUUUCUUGACAUCAUCUUUACCUGCUGCAGAUGGUCAGAUCAGACUAACUGGAUCUGGGUCAACUCAGUGUUCUGGAAGAGUUGAAAUCUAUUACAGUGGCUCCUGGGGAACAGUCUGUGAUGACAGCUGGGAAUUAGCUGAUGCUAAGGUGGUCUGCAGACAGUUAAACUGUGGAACUGCACUGGAGGCCCCUCAGUCUGCUCGUUUUGGUCAAGGAACCGGAAAUAUCUGGCUUGAUGAUUUAGCAUGUUCAGGAAGUGAAAGGUCUCUAACCCAGUGUCAGCACAGUGGAUUUGGGUCACAUAACUGUGGACACGGUGAGGAUGCUGGUGUCGUCUGUUCAGGUGUCAAAUUAGUUGCAUCUAAUCAGUGCUCUGGAAGAGUUGAAAUUCAUUACAACAACACCUGGGGAACAGUCUGUGAUGAUAACUGGGACAUGAAUGAUGCUAAAGUGGUUUGUACUGAAUUAGACUGUGGAACUGCACUGGAGGCCCCUCAGUCUGCUCGUUUUGGUCAAGGAACUGGACGAAUCUGGCUUGAUGAGGUUUCAUGUUCAGGAAGUGAAAGGUCUCUAAUCCAGUGUCAGCACAGAGGAUUUGGGUCACAUAACUGUGUACACGGUGAGGAUGCUGGUGUCGUCUGUUCAGAUCAAAAACCAAGCAUCUCCAUUAAUCCUGCUGGUGCGGUUACCUGGGGUCAGAAUGUCGCUAUCACAUGUUCGGUCACAGGUGAUCAGUUAAGUGGAACAUUUAUCUUCACAAAGACCUCAGGCUCAUUCAGCAGGAGAAUAACAUCUAGCAGCAACUCUGCUACCCUCAGUAUCUCUAAUGUAAACUUUGACAAUGAGGGAUCAUACCAGUGUCAGUUUCAGAGGCUUUCAAAUCAACACUUCAGCACACCUUUAAGUAAUACUGUGACUGUCACUGUAAGAGUAAUCUUCCCAAAGCCCAGCAUCUCAAAGGAUACUGCUGGUGCGAUUACCUGGGGUCAGAAUCUUGGAAUCACUUGUUCAAUCUCAACUCAGCAUUUAGGUGGAACAUUCACUCUGCAGCAGAGCUCAGGCUCAUUCAGGAAAAGCCAAACAUCGAGUACAAACUCUGUUACCUUCAACAUCCCUCAAGUGACUUUCAGUAAUGAGGGAUCGUACCAGUGUCAGUAUCAAACAAGGAUUUCAAGUCGAGAUUUCAGUUCACCACAGAGUGACUCAGUCAGAGUUUCUGUUACCGUGGUCCUCCCAAAGCCCAGCAUCUCUAAGAGUCCAACUGGAGAGUUGACCUGGGGUCAAGACGUUAGCAUUAGUGAUGGUGAGAUGAAGCCUCGUGAUGAGCUGAAGCUUUCCAUCCAACUGGUCGACUCAUGGUUCGAAGCAUUGUGAUGAUUCAUUUGCUCUACUGCGCCAUCAAGUGGACGAUUUAAGUGAAAUAGGCUCUGUGAUUAUAAUGAUGUGAUGUGUAAACCUCUAAACUGAAUAAAUAGAUUGUUUUCGUGGUUAUUUAUCCCAAA